Messenger RNA from Actinia tenebrosa (Australian red waratah sea anemone), 1400 nucleotides. RefSeq lists its product as uncharacterized. Lineage: Eukaryota; Metazoa; Cnidaria; Anthozoa; Actiniaria; Actiniidae. The record is from RefSeq and is a predicted model, not a curated record.
UUGAAAAUCAUUCAUGAAGUUAAGAGUGUAAACAGGUAAUAGCCUAAGGCAUUCUUUACACAAAUACUGAACAACGUGACGUUACUGUAUGUCUGCUUGAGAGAGACUCGCUAUGCUUAUGGAACGAAAAAUAUUUUUUCCCUGCUCAUCUCAUGCGGGGCAACGCAGACGUAAAAUCAACGUACAGUAAUAUCAUUAUUUCACACCAGUUGGAUAUGUUUUUCAUUGACAUUUCGACGCUUAAGAGAGCCUAAUGACUUUGAACCAUUGACCCUUUAUCCCAAUGAAUGACAAUAACAAUGCCAUUCCCCCGUAGUAGAACUAAUUAAUCCAACAACAAACUGGUAGGGGACAUUCCUUGCAAUAACACUGAAUUCCCCAACUCCUCGACCACGUACUGACGAGAGCUAGCAACUGGAACAGAGAGGGAGUUGCAGCUUUAGAUCUUGAUCGCUGGAACUAGAACCAUGUCUGCUAGCGCUACAAGGAGAGUGUUUCUCGCUUUUGUGAUUGCAUUUUUACUGGUAGUUUUGGCCAGUACCUCUCGUGUACCAAAACCGCCACUUCAACAACAAGAUACAGGGAUAAGAAGACGAGAGCGCAGGUCUGAGUGUGGGUUCAGUCAGUAUGAACAGUAUUACAUGCUUUGUUGUGAAGGAAAUGUGUAUCCAAGAUCGGAAACUAAUAUAGCAUGCUGUGGACGAAGCCCGUACAAUCCAGCGAUGUCCCUGUGCUGUGAUAACCAAAUAGUAUGGAGAACAAGAACACAAACAAGAUGUUGUGGCAAUCAAGCUUACAACCCAAGGGAAAAUGACUGUUGUGGCGGGAACGUAAUCCCAAGACGAAGAGGCAAUUUUAAUGGUUGUUGUCAGGGGACAGCGUACGACCCAAGGUAUUUCACUUGCUGCCAAGGAAAGCUAUCGUGGAGAAGUGGUUCUGGGUGGUGCUGCGGAGACAGAGAAUUUGAUAAUAGGCAUUACAUGUGCUGUCAAGGGACACUAACGGGUCGUGCUUCACGAAAUGACAGAUGCUGCGGAACUGUCUCAUACGAUGCAGAGUUUUACGUCUGUUGUGGCGGGCGAAUCACGUGGAAGCCAAGCUCUGGGGACACGUUUAACUGUUGCGGGGACACAGCAUACGAUCCUGAGUUUUAUCAGUGUUGCCYUGGAACUAGAGUAUCCUGGCGAUCAGAAUAUUGCUAUUAGGACGGCAGCCCUAAUAAAGACGACGGCUCGUGCCUUUAUGUCUAGGCCGCGUUGUUUUUGCUACAUGUAUACCGUCCUUUAGAGAGCACGCGGGGAGAAGAACAACUGGGAUUAACAUUUAAAGCACUUCUAUUAUUAAAAUUAUUACUAUUUAUAACCGAAAUUUYAUUUGAAAAUAAAACUUAUUAAAAGCAA